GCGAACUCAUGGUUAGCGGCAGUGGAAAGAUUGUUAUUUUCUAUCUUAAAUUCGUAAUGCGCGUGCAUAGGGAUGGCUUUAAUACUGUUGCAUAGAAUUCGUAUCAUCCCGGCUCCUUUUCUUGGCCUGCAACAUUGUCAACGGUGCUUCAGUGCUCGUUUAUCAGAAAAUGUUAGUAACGACAAUGGCACAGAACAACAGAAUCCGGCAAGCAACAAUACAGAGCGACUCAUCAAAGUGGCCAUCAUUGGACUGCCAAAUGCCGGCAAAAGCACCCUCAUUAAUCGGUUAAUUGACCAUCGGGUCUGUCCAGUUUCAGCAAAGGUUCAUACGACGAGAAAGGCAUCGAAAGCUAUUCACAGCAAGUCCAAUUCGCAAGCGAUCCUUUUCGAUACACCGGGGUUAGUAGGAAACCGAGAAAUCAAGAAACAUCAGCUGGAUACCCAUUUUGUAUCCGCAUGCCGGCAUGCAAUCCAGCACUCGAGCUUGAUUGGUGUGGUGCACGACGUUUCGAAUUCGUGGACACGCCAUGCACUGAAUCCGGUGCUGUUGCGUGUCCUUGAAGAAUACGCUCACAUACCGAGCUUCCUUAUAUUGAACAAAAUCGAUACGUUGAAAUCGAAGCGUAUUCUGCUGGACAUCGUUCGGAAUUUGACAUGCAAUCAGCUGGAAAACAUUCGAAAUUAUGGGCCACUUGUUAGACGACGGAGAAAUAAGCAGUCUGCCCAGGUGACAGAAUCGAACACUGUAACUGAUGAUAGAGAGGCGAUCACUCAAGCCCCUUCACCACCCGUGGAAGGAUGGCCAAAUUUUACGGAAAUAUUCAUGGUAUCCGCAGUGACCGGGGAUGGGUUGCGUGAGGUGAUGUCUUUUAUACACGCCAACUCGAAGCAACAACCGUGGGAACAUAUGCCAGACGAACACACGGACCUAACGCCCGAACAGCUGAUUGUGCAGAGCGUUCGUGCACGGUUGCUUGAUUUCAUGCCCCAGGAGAUACCGUACCUACUGCAGACGGAGCUAGAGUACUACGAAUUGGUGGGUGGUAAGAUACUAACCAGCGCCAUCGUAACCUGUCCGAAUGACCGGAUAGCUCGGUUGGUGUGUGGUGAAUCGAAUGGCAAGCUGCGUCAAAUCAACGAGCAGGUUACGUCGGAUCUGAUCGAAACGUUCGGCAUGCCCGUGCUGCUUACAAUUACGACGCGAGUUCGCUGCAAAGAACCAAAGUCAUAAACUGAGAAUGGUAGUUUAUGUUUAUGAUGUGGUUUUCUUUGCUUUGCGGUUUGGUCAGCUCAUGAAAAAUAGUUUACAGGGUUGAAGUGGCGUAGUGUUGCCGAUAAUGGUAGACGAGUGGUGCAAGACAAUUCUGUUAAAUGAAACAUACAUUGAAUUGCUGCAAGACUGUGUCACAAUAUUGUGUGCUGCUGUUUAAAACCUAGUGAAUAUGGUCACUUUAGGGAGUCAUUUAAAGGCUGCAUUAGUAACCCUCCACUAGCUUCAGCAACAAUAAAACACGUUCAAUAAAUCAAUGUUUCUUACACU
This is a messenger RNA of Anopheles moucheti, 1542 nucleotides long. RefSeq names its product GTPase Era, mitochondrial. The record is from RefSeq and is a predicted model, not a curated record. Gene Ontology annotation, cellular component: mitochondrial matrix. The transcript has 2 exons. NCBI's taxonomy places the organism in Eukaryota, Metazoa, Arthropoda, Insecta, Diptera, Culicidae. Gene Ontology annotation, molecular function: GTP binding; rRNA binding; ribosomal small subunit binding. The coding region runs from base 73 to 1233 and encodes 386 amino acids. Gene Ontology annotation, biological process: ribosomal small subunit assembly.